AUGGAGGCGGCGCGGGAGUCCAUGGCGGCGCUCCUCGACGCCGGCCUCUUCGGCCCCGCCCAAACGCUGGGGUGUUUCCUUGUGUCCUCGGUGGGUGCGGGCAACGAUGCUGGUAUGUCCAUGAAGGUGGAAAGCCUGGUCCAGCAUGGUGAUGCUUUGUAUGGAGAGAAAGAAUUCCGCAGGGCACUGAACGCGUACAAGCAAGCUAUGCAAUAUAGUAGAAGUAUCCCUAGGCAAGCAACAAGUAACGCCAGAAGUUCAGUAUCUGCCACAGGCCGGUCACCUUCUCCAAAUUCUUCAAAUCUCUUAUCAUUCAAUGAAAAUGAGGUGAAGUUUAAGAUUGCUCUUUGCCAUUCUGCUCUAUGUGAGCACCGUGAAGCACUUCAUGAGAUGGAAGGUAUUCCUUCCAAAGUGAGAACACUGAAAAUGAAUAUGAUGUUAGGGAAGCUUUAUCGAAUAUCAAGAAAUAGCCGUACAGCUGCUGUCUGUUAUAAGGAGUGCUUGAGGCAAUGCCCUUAUGUUUUCGAAGCUAUCACAGCUUUGGCGGAAAUGGGGCUUUCAGCAAAGGAAUUUUCUUUAUUAUUUCCACAAGCACCAAAUAGAGGAGGCAAGGUGCUGGGUGACUUUGUAGAUGCACAACGUUGGUGGACUCGGUAUGUUGAGGCGCAGUGUUGCAUUGCUUCACAUGAUUAUAAAGGUGGCCUUGACAUAUAUCUAGAACUAAUGCAACGGUUCCCCAAUAAUGUGCAUAUCUUGCUGGAAAUUGCUAAGGUUGAAGCCAUCAUAGGCAGGAAUGAUGAAGCAAUAAUGAACUUUGAGAAGGCCCGGUUGAUUGAUCCAAACAUUAUGACAUAUAUGGAUGAGUAUGCAAUUCUUCUAAAGUCAAAAUCUGACUACAUCAAACUGAAUAAGUUGGUACAUGAUAUGCUGCAUAUUGAUCCUGCAAGACCAGAGACAUGUGUUGCUCUUGCAGCAAUGUGGGAAAGAAAGGAUGAAAGAAAAGCUUUGACAUAUGCAGAAAAGAGCCUCCGAGUUGAUGACAGGCAUAUAACUGGCUAUAUUAUGAAGGGCAAUUUGCAUCUUUCAUUGAAUCGACCAGAUUUGGCAGUGACAGACUUCAGGGGGGCUCAAGAAUUGAGAGCUGAUCUUCGUUCUUAUCAAGGUUUGGUGCGUGCUUAUCUAGCACUUUCUAAAUGCAAAGAAGCAUUAUUCACUGCACGUGAGGCAAUGAAGGUUAUGCAUCAGUCUGCAAAAGCUCUCAAGCUAGUUGGCGAUGUUCAUGCAAUUAGUUCCAGUGGGAGGGAGAAGGCAAGAAAGUUCUAUGAAUCAGCCAUUCGUCUUGAACCUGGAUUUCUUGGAGCUGCACUGGCCCUGGCUGAUCUGCAUGUUGUGGAAGGACGGAAUAAGGAGGCUGUUAUGCUACUGGAAAAAUAUCUAAGACAAUGGGCAGAUGAUUCUCUACACAUCAAGUUGGCUCAAGUACAUGCGGCAACAAAUAUGCUUUCUGAUGCACUUUCCCAUUAUCAAUCUGCACUAAGAAUAAACCCACAAAAUGAAGCUGCAAAGAAUGGAUUGGAGCGCUUGGAGAAACAAAUGAAGGGAGUGGACCCAGAUGCUCCGGAAGAGGAUGAAGAGAAUGAGGAGGAUGAUAUCGACGAUCGGGAUGAGUUUAUUUGA
Molecule: messenger RNA, 1677 nt
Organism: Miscanthus lutarioriparius
Lineage: Eukaryota; Viridiplantae; Streptophyta; Magnoliopsida; Poales; Poaceae
Source: the annotation of a GenBank genome assembly